Messenger RNA from Microtus oregoni (creeping vole), 5440 nucleotides. RefSeq names its product lysine-specific demethylase RSBN1L-like. NCBI's taxonomy places the organism in Eukaryota, Metazoa, Chordata, Mammalia, Rodentia, Cricetidae. The transcript is spliced from 8 exons. Gene Ontology annotation, cellular component: nucleus. The coding region runs from base 30 to 2555 and encodes 841 amino acids. The record is from RefSeq and is a predicted model, not a curated record.
GACGAGAGUAAAUACAAGAGGAGCGCAAGAUGGCGGCCCCGCCGAACCCCGCUCCGGGCGCCGCGGCCGCGCUCUCGGACAGGGAGGCGUUCGGCAAGCUGCAGCCUGCCUCGCGGGAGCCUCCGGGGGCGGCGUCCGCCAAGAAGGUCCGGACCGAGGAGCGGAAGGCGCCGCGGAGAGUGAACGGCGACGGCAGCGGCGGGAGGCAGCCUGCGAGCUACGGCGGCCCGGCGGCUUGGAGCUUCGCGCCCGCCUCCUCCUCGUCCUCCCCGGCCGCCGCCCGGAGCUGCUUCUCCCCGCCGGCCUCCGCGGCCCCAGCUCCCCCGCCGCAGCCGCUGCCGCGCACGCUGCUGCUCGCCCCCUCGCUGCUGCACGCGCGGCCCCAGCACGUCCUGCUCCCGCCCGCCGCGCCGCCCUCCUCCUCCUCCUCCUCCUCCGCCGCCGCCGCCGCCGCCUCAGCCGCCGCCAAGCCGCGCAGACCCAAGGACCCCAAGGACCGGCGCGAGCGGGAGAAGCGGAGGCACGGCCUCGGCGGCGCCGCCCGGGAUGAGAACGGCGAGGCCAGGCCGGCGUCGCUGCAGCCGCAGCCGCCGCGAGAUAAAAUCAAAGACAAAAUUAAAGAGAACGACAAAGAAAAAGAGAGAGAAAAAAAGAAACACAAAGUAAUGAGUGAGAUCAAGAAGGAAAAUGGAGAUGUAAAGAUUCUGCUGAAAAGUGGGAAGGAGAAACCAAAAACAAAUAUAGAAGACUUGCAAAUUAAGAAAGUAAAGAAGAAAAAGAAAAAGAAACACAAAGAGAAUGAAAAGCGGAAGCGUCCAAAAAUGUAUAGCAAGUCUAUUCAGACCAUCUGUGCAGGAUUGCUGUCUGAGGCUGAGGGUCAAGAAGCCAAAGGCGUCUUAAAUGAUCACAUAAAGGAUUACAUUGGAAAACAUUUAAACGCCAAGAACUGUGACUCUAAGGUUUCUGGUAACAGUGAAUCUCCAUUUGUCUCGUUGAAGGAACCGCGCAUUCAGCAUAACCUGAAGAGGUUGGACACGCUGGAGUUCAAGCGGCUCGUUCAUAUCGAGCACCAGCCUAACGGAGGGGCGUCUGUGGUCCAUGCCUACAGUAAUGAGCUCUCCUGCCUGUCUCCUGUGGAGAUGCAGAGAUUUGCAGAAGAAUUUGUGGGGUUAGUGUUCAGUGAAAGUGAAAGUUCUGCAGCUUUCUAUGUCAUGGGUAUUGUUCAUGGGGCAGCUACUUACUUACCCGACUUUUUAGACUACUUUUCAUAUAAUUUUCCCAAUUCACCAGUGAAAAUGGAGAUAUUGGGAAAGAAAGAUAUAGAGACGACGACUAUGUCCAAUUUUCAUGCUCAGGUAAAAAGAACAUAUUCUCAUGGUACUUACAGAGCUGGCCCCAUGCGACAGAUUAGCUUGGUGGGAGCCGUUGAUGAAGAAGUGGGAGAUUUCUUCCCUGAGUUCCUUGACAUGUUGGAGGAGUCACCGUUCUUAAAAUGUACGUUGCCGUGGGGAACACUCUCUAGUCUAAAGCUAGAGAGUCGGAAAGAUAGCGAUGAUGGCCCCAUCAUGUGGGUGCGUCCAGGAGAGCAGAUGAUCCCUGUGGCGGACAUGCCAAAGUCGCCCUUCAAGAGGAAAAGGACUACCAAUGAAAUAAAAAACCUUCAGUAUCUACCUCGAACCAGCGAGCCUCGGGAGAUGCUGUUUGAAGACAGGACGAGGGCCCACGCUGACCACAUAGGCCAAGGCUUUGAGCGACAGACCACAGCUGCCGUGGGGGUGCUGAAGGCUGUGCACUGUGGACAGCGACCUGACCAGCCCCGAAUAACCAAAGAUGUGAUUUGUUUCCAUGCAGAAGAUUUCUUAGAAGUGGUUCAACGAAUGCAGUUAGAUUUACACGAACCUCCACUGUCCCAGUGUGUUCAGUGGGUUGAUGAUGCAAAACUUAAUCAGCUGCGGAGAGAAGGCAUUCGCUAUGCCAGGGUUCAGCUGUACGACAAUGACAUUUACUUCAUUCCCAGGAAUGUUGUUCAUCAGUUCAAGACAGUCUCUGCUGUGUGCAGUUUGGCGUGGCAUGUUCGACUUAAGUUAUAUCACGCAGAGGAGGACACUUGUCUCAGUGCGGUCACUCACGAAACAUGCAUGUCAUCAGGUCCCAAGUCAUCCGCUCUCGAACCUCACACUGGCAACAUUCUUUGUGCUGUGAACCAAACCUCACCAGACUCUGUGUUUUCAGACAAACUUCCUUCUAAGUAUGAAUCACAACAGAUUAAACAUGAACCUAUUGCACCUACACGAACCAAGGAAGACCCUUUGAGAGUUACUAUAGCUGAAAAGACUAGAACCCCGAAUAGCACGGAAGGCAAGACUGUUAAGACGAAGUUGGAUCAUGUUCAGUUUUCAGGUUUUCAGAUUGACGUGGAUUCUAAAUUUGAAGACAGUAACAAAGACUUCAGGGAAGAACUGUGUCCUGGAAGUCUCAAUGAUAUAGUUGAUACACGGCAACAGAGUUCUGUGCACUCAAAUCAAGACAAGAAGGAUGAUGGCAAUUUGUGCUAAAUUUGUACAUUGUGUUUAAAAUUCCUUUUUAAAGAUAAUUUGUAAUAACGAUUCAUGAAAUCUGAAAGCGAGCCUAGGAAUUGCUCUCGUUGGUUACAACGUAGUUUAUGUAGCUUCGUAACAUUCCGCAGUGCCUGUCCGUGACUGAAUCCGCGCACUAGGGCCCGCUGCACUGUCGCCAUUGCCGGUCACAUCAAAGGAGUCUGAGUUUGAGGUUCAGGAUGGAGCUGACAAAAAUCACAUAAAUAUAUUUUUUGUAAUAUGAGCCAGAAUUCUUUUUUGACAAUUUAAGGUUUUCCAUAGAGCUUAUUUAUAUCUCCUUUUCCUUUCCUGCCAAGUGUGUCAGCACUGUAUGUACAUAGCUUUCAAGAGUCUUCAGUACGAUCCAUAUUGAAAUGUGAGCCACCUAAUAAAGGUUCAUAACAAUGAAUGUUUUCUGUUGAGUUUGCAGAAACAACCUGACAAUUCAGUUUGUUUCAUCUAUGUCUCUAUUAAUAUAUACAUGUGGGGGAGGAAAUGGAGGAAAAUGUAUGUGCUCAAAUUUAGUAAAUAUUUUAAUUUCCCAUAUUGUACAAACCUUCAAAAAACCAGGAUUCAGUUAUGAAAGCAUAUACAUAAUAUAUUGUGUGUUUGUGUGUGUGUACACACAUGUGCGUGUAUUUUGGGAUGUAUAUAUGUAUAUUGUUUUGCACAAUUUCUUAAAUUGAUGAAUAUAGAAAAUUCCUAGUGCUACUUUCUGGAAUACAUCUUAAAAUAUUUAUGUUCAACAAUAAGAAAAUAAUUAAUAGGGAGUUAGAAGUUGGGAGAAACUAAGUAUGUUGAUGGUUUUAUCCCUUUAGUUAAUGAAGUUACGUGGCCAGAUUCUUUAGCCCUAGUGUAAUCCUCUUUUUCUAGGUGAUAGAAAUUUUUCUUACUAAAGGGCACCUGUAUGUUUAAUAAUAGCUGAGUAAAAAACUGACAUGCACAAAGUUGAAUUAUGGGCAAUUAAAAGGCUUCUUUUACAUUUUUCCAUGCUACAAAAACAAAUUUUUAAACAGAGGCAAUGAUAGUGACUCAGAUGUAACAGCACCGUCAGCUCGUCUUUCUCAGGACCUCUCCCCGGCCGCCAGGCCAGUGUCAGGCAUAGCCUCCUAGAGCUCUGGCAGGGCCGCUGUGUAUGGUGAGUAGGGAAGUCUGCACAGCCUCGGUCUGCUCCACUUGGAAGUGUGUGUGGGGGGAUGGAAGGAGCUCUUGCAUUGCAAACGUUUUCCUUGUAUUAUCCUGGGUCCCUGUCUUGACUGACAACUUUCAGCCAGCUUUCCUGCGCUGCGCUGCCUUUCGGGAGACUGCCGUUUCCAUUCCGUGGGUUCCAUUUUCACCGCCCAUGCUUUGUAUGUGGUGAGGAACUGAUGAGAAUCAACGUUAGCAACAGUGGGAAGUCUUCUCUUCUGACUUACUAAGAAGAUGGGCAGUGAAACAGGACAUCUUGGUAGCUUACAGGAACUCAGCUUGUAGUGCGGACAUUUCAUGGAGUGGAGUAGUUCAAAGUCAUGGCAGUGGAAAUAAGGGUUUGCUCUCUAUGUAACUGGCUGUCUUUCACUGCACUUACUUAAGCCACUUUAAGCUGAAUUUAGGGUUCUUCAUCAUCUUUCUGGGGAACAGAUUCUUAGUAAACGAGUGCUAAGACUAGGAAGGAAUACUGUUAAGACCUGGAUUUUAAAUUAGGGGUGAUAUCUUUACCACGGUGUGUUUGUUCCUAGUCCCCUAUAGUAGACACUCUGAGGUCAUACUGCAAGGAAACACUGUUAGGUUGUUCCCCAGAUAGAUGAGCCUACGGUUUUCCCUUAAAGGAGCGCAUGUUUCUUAUGUAGCCCACAGUCAGUUACCCAUAAUGUAAAGGUUUAGUUGAUUGUCAAAUGCAUACACCUCUGUGAAGGUGGGGUAUGAAUAACCAACGUGCUCAAGAGUUCGAGAUAAAGCCUUACAGACUUGAAUCAUGCUUAUGCCCCUGGUCUUACGGGUUCCUUUUUAAAAAUCCUCUUCAGAUGCCAUCUGAGAACUUGCUGAACUGAGAACUACCUUUGUUACACACAAAUACCUAUUUUAAUACUGCAUAUUAGUGGUUUUUUAGUUAGUAUACUCUCAUUCUCCAUGUGAAAUAAGAUUUUUUUAAUUUCCAAUAUCUUAGACCAGAACAAUAAAGCACUUAAGAUGCAGUUUUAAUAAGGUCAUAUGCUAUACAGAGUCAUUGUUAAUAUGUUAUUAAAUGAUAUAUAGACCUUCACUUCAAAACUUAGGUCUCUCUCUCUCUCUCUCUCUCACACACACACACACACACACACACACACACACACACACACAUUUUCCCCUUCUUUUCUCAUUUUAUUUAUAUCCUCUUAGCUAAGUCAUAUAUCCCAUACUCAGGUUAGCUCUCAAAAGAAUUAAACAUUUUUGAUAUUUAGUUGCAAAUUUACAUAAAGCCAUAUAUUGAUUGUCUGUGUCCCUUACGACAAGACUGCUGACCUUAAUGACCAGGUUGGUUUACACAGCACUGUGUAUUGUAUUAUGUAUGCAUUUCUCUAUAAACUUGCUUGAAAUAGGCUUCUUUCUGAAAUGGGAGGGGUAGGCAAUUGAGGAAAAAUUUUCUUAGGUUAAAUGUUUUAAGAAAUUUAAUUAAUGUACUCAAAAUAAGAUUUUCUUUUCUAAAUUCAGUUCUAUGGCAGGUAAGAUUUUUUUUGUAAACAAUAAAUUAGCAUUGCUUGGUAAACUCAGUUUUGGGGGGGCGAAAGGGACAGUUUAUUGGUAUGUAAAGCACUUAUUUACAUUUAGGUACAGAUUUGUUUUUGGCAUUUGAGAGGCUAUUUUCCUUGUCUUCCACCUUUCAAUAAAUAAGAUUGAUAACCACA